This is a messenger RNA of Prunus persica (peach), 1161 nucleotides long. RefSeq lists its product as uncharacterized. Gene Ontology annotation, molecular function: nucleic acid binding; RNA-DNA hybrid ribonuclease activity. The record is from RefSeq and is a predicted model, not a curated record. Lineage: Eukaryota; Viridiplantae; Streptophyta; Magnoliopsida; Rosales; Rosaceae. The transcript has a single exon. Gene Ontology annotation, biological process: DNA integration. Bases 1 to 1161 code for a protein of 386 amino acids.
AUGAAUGCAAAACAGAUCAGGAUUCAUAGCGACUCCCAGCUCAUUGUGAACCAGGUAACGGCAGACUUCGUGGCCAGAGACGCCUCCAUGAACGCCUACCUUUCGUCUACCCACCAGCUGCUCCAGAGCUUCCGAGCCUACGAGAUCAAGCAGAUCCCCAGAAACGAAAACAGCCAUGCCGAUGCAUUGGCAUGGCUAGCUUCGGCAAUCAAUGAUAAGGUCGGAAGAAAAGUGCCGGUGGAAAUUCUUGCCCAACCGAGCACGGUAGCCUCCGAAAUAUGUACCGUACGGUACGAAGACACAUGGAUGUCCCCUAUCUACUCAUACCUGGCCAACGGCACUCUUCCAGAGGACAAGGCCCAGGCCCGAAAGCUUAGGUACCGAUCGGCAAGGUACACCGUCAUCAACGACAUCCUUUACAAACGUGGCUACACGACUCCGUAUCUCAAGUGCCUUACGGCAGAACAGGGGGGCUACGUCCUCCGGGAGAUCCACAAUGGUGUUUGCGGCGACCAUUCCGGGUCCCGGUCACUCGCGCACAAAGCUUUUCGGCAGGGAUACUUCUGGCCGACCAUGCACCAGGACGCCAGUUCGCUUGUGAAGAAAUGUGAUAAAUACCAGCGCUUCGGCAACAUACAGCAUAUCCCCGCCGAACCCCUGACACCAAUCGUGAGUCCUUGGCCUUUCGCACAAUGGAGACUAGACCUGAUCGGUCCUAUGCCGCAAGGUAAAGGCCAGGUGAAAUACGUUGUGGUUGCCGUUGACUACUUCACCAAAUGGGUGAAAGCCGAACCUCUUGCAACCAUAACGGCAACAAGGGUAGAAGACUUCGUCUGGACUCACAUUUGUUGCCGUUUCGGUAUCCCGUAUGCAAUCAUUACCGACAACGGCAGGCAGUUCGAUUCGGAGCUCUUCAGGCAAUUUUGCACCCGCCUGAAAAUUAACUUGUUUUUCGCAUCACCGGCCCAUCCCCAGUCAAACGGUCAAAUAGAAGCAAUAAACAAAAUCAUCAAGAAACUGCUGAAACGGCAGCUGGACAAAGCCAAAGGAGCCUGGCCAGAAAAGCUUCCCGAAGCGCUAUGGGCCAUUCCUCCUACCGAACGUCCACAGGAGAGACCCCUUUCUCUUUGGCUUUCGGUUCGGAAGCCGUUGUGCCGGUAG